Molecule: messenger RNA, 1492 nt
Organism: Episyrphus balteatus (marmalade hoverfly)
Lineage: Eukaryota; Metazoa; Arthropoda; Insecta; Diptera; Syrphidae
Product: pickpocket protein 28-like
Exons: 6
Coding region: 1-1422 (473 amino acids)
Biological process (GO): sodium ion transmembrane transport
Cellular component (GO): membrane
Molecular function (GO): ligand-gated sodium channel activity
Source: RefSeq, a predicted model, not a curated record
AUGAUUUAUUUUAACGAAAAUGAUUCGGGUUCAAAUACAAGUCCAAAUAAGAAAUGCAUUAGAUGCGGCACUACAUUUCAAGUUGUCAAAGGAAUAUUCAUCGAAUAUUUUGAAGAGAGUUCAAUUCAUGGAUUUCGAUAUAUAGGUGAAGAAAAACGUCCAGCUUUAGAUAGAAUCAUUUGGUUAUUUGCUGUCAUACUUUCGUUCCUAACAUGUUCUUAUCUCAUUGGAAAUAUUUGGGAUAAACGAAGUAAUGAACCAGUCAUUGUUACCUUCAACGAAAAACUAACACCCGUUUGGGAAAUUCCAUUUCCAACUGUUACCAUUUGUACUGAGUCAAAAUCUCACAUAAAUUUUUUCAAUUUUACUGAAAUAUUUUGGAACAUUUCUGACAACAUAAGUAUAUCGGAAGAUGAACAAUUCUAUUGGGAAGCAAUAUCACAAACAUGUCGUCCAAGACUUGUGUCAGGUUCUUACGGCCACAUUCUUGCUAAUGCAUCAGAUUUGAUCAGAGCAAUGCUGAAGGUAGCUCCAACAUUCAAAGAUACAUUUUCCGAAUGCUCUUGGCAACUGUCAAAAGUCGAUUGUGCAAAAUAUUUUGACUAUGUUUUGACAGACGAAGGAAUUUGUUUUUCGUUCAAUUCGCUAAAAUCGGCAUAUUAUCGGACGGAAUUAUACAACUUGCGUAGGGAAGACUUUGUCGGUUUCAAAUACGACAAUGACAGACAUCUUGAAUGGGAUCUAGAAAACGGUUACGACAGUCAAGCUGGAAAAGAUACCUUCCCCAAACGUGUUUUAGGCGCCGAAGAAUUGGAAAGUCUUAUUGUAGUUUUGACAGAUCGAAAGGAGAAUAAUGAGCACAUGUGUCGAAAUGGUGUUCAUGGUUUUAAAAUAACUCUUCACACUCCUGGAGAAGAACCACAUGUGACGAAGAAGUUUGUUAGUAUUCCUUUCGAUCAAACAGCUGUUAUAGCAAUAAAUCCGAAAAUUGUAACGACUUCGGACGGAUUGGCAGAUUAUCCACCAGAAAGGCGUCAAUGUUAUUAUCAAAGCGAACGAUAUUUAAGGUAUUUUACGGUUUACAGUCAGGCGAAUUGUGAUUUGGAAUGUUUGACAAAUCAAACACUUGCCAAAUGUGGAUGUGUCAAAUUUUCAAUGCCAAGAAAUUUGUCCCAUCCAGUUUGUGGUGCAGCAAGUGUAAAAUGCCUCGAUGACGUCAUAAAAUAUAGUAAUAUCGAAAAAUUCAAACAUCGAGAAAGUACUUCAAGUCAUAUUGAUAAUUCAAGUAAUUACUGUCAUUGUCUGCCAACAUGCAUUGAAAUUGAUUACAAAGCUGAGGUUGAACAUCAAGUUGAAAUAAAUGUGGCUGAAACAACUCGAGCUUUUAGACAAGACGAUUUGGAAGAAUUGAUUGCGAAGUAAAACAAACACUUUUCCAUCAUAAAUUUAAUAAUAAUUUUGUUGUUUUAACAGUCGUGUAAGUUACAUUCAC